Molecule: messenger RNA, 4280 nt
Organism: Ipomoea triloba (trilobed morning glory)
Lineage: Eukaryota; Viridiplantae; Streptophyta; Magnoliopsida; Solanales; Convolvulaceae
Product: Fanconi anemia group I protein homolog
Exons: 13
Coding region: 12-4214 (1400 amino acids)
Biological process (GO): DNA repair
Molecular function (GO): DNA polymerase binding
Source: RefSeq, a predicted model, not a curated record
CCAAAAGCAUCAUGACAACCACCGCAACUCGAAACGCCUCCCCCUCCUACCCACCAACCUCCCUGCCGCCGCUUACGGAUACAGAUAUAAUCCAGCUAGCCCAACUAUACCACCCCCAGUCUUCUACUCCCCUCCCUCAGUUCCUCCUUAGCGAAGCUUCGCACGAGACGCUACUCUCCUACCUUCACGCACGCGCCGCCUCUCCUAACUCAUCAUUAGCCGUCGCUGAGUAUGCCUCCGCCCUUCUCUCCCUGACCCACCUCCAUCCUUCUCUCCUAUCUCUAACAUCCUCCCUCAUCCUUUCCUACACCUCUCUUUUCUGUUCCCACAAAAUUCCCCAUGACUGCCAUUCCCUCUCCACUCUCCAGCUCUUCACCACCCACCUCGACUCGGUCUCGUUUCCAGAUUUGGGCUCUAUUCUCGACACAAUUCUCUGCUAUACCCAUCAAAUUACGGAUUCCGAAGAUACCCACAUUCUAAUUCUUCUCUCCAAGUGCCUUCAAUUGAUUAGAACGUCCACAGAAAUCGAUAAACCUAUCGAUUAUUUUAAUUCUGCAAUAGAUAGAAUGCUUAAUUUCAAUUGGAGUAAUGCUUUUCUGGUGAAAAUGGUGGAAAUUCUGCGCGAUUUUUCCUUUCUUGAUAGAAUUAAGAAGGAGAACUUUUUGGAGAAAGUGUUUAGUGGAAUGGAGAAGGUGGAGCUGCAGGACUUGCCAGGGCUUGUUUAUCAAUUGCUGGUUUUAGCAUCAAAAGGUUUCGGGAAGAGGAAAGUAAUUGAAGGCAUUGUGAUGUAUUUCGGGGAGAAUUUGGCAGGAAAGGGUGGCUCUACAGUGAGGCAAGUAGAAGGGACUGUGUUGCUUCAUGUCAACUUUGCAGUCAAGCAGGACCCUUCAUUGGGGCUAGAAAUUUUGGGGCUUGUCAGAUCGUAUUGUCCUGCUUUUAACCAUUUUGCUGUUACAGUUUUGUUGUCAGUUGCUAGGAUUAGGAGGUUCACUGAGAGCACGAUUGGAGUCCUUAAAACAGCAUUGUUUGCUGCUUAUAGAGACUCAAGCUUUGCUCAGGAUUGCAAAUGGCUAUCAGGUGACUUAAAGGAAGAGUAUCUAAAGACAGCCAGAAUGAUGGAGAAAGCACUGCUAGGAACUGUUAAUGACAGCAACCUUGGAAGAGAGCAUGUGGUGCCAAGCAUUGUACAACUUGGAUUUUUACUGCUUGAAGGAGUAGAAGAAGGAAGCCAUAAAGAAUUUGAUAAGUUAGAUGGCAUUUUAGGUCCUGAGGAACUAGGUACUCAGGUGCUCAGAAGUUUAUUUGAAGUUCAUGAUAUGGCUAGAAAUGAGAUAAUUGAGCAAUGCAAACUUCGAGUUCUUUCAUUGAAGCCUGAACAAGGCCUUCCCAUCGUAAGACUACUUGGUUGUCUAAUCCGGAGAUAUUCAUAUCCGAUGUUGGAACAUGUUUCACAUCUAAAGGCAUUAAUGGAUUAUUUUACAUUCAUGAAUGGCAAGGUCUCUUCUCAUCUGGUUACUGCCCUUUUGCCUCUCAUCAAACAAAGUCGUGAUCUCCAGGAUUAUAUCAUUCUGGUCUUGCGUAAAGCUAUGUUCAGAAGAGAGGAUUCAGUUCGUUAUGCAGCAAUCCAUUCCAUUCUUGAUUUGGUAUUGGGAGAAAAACAAUCUCAAAGAGAUGACACAUUUUCCUUACAAGAAUCAAGCAGUCAAGCUAGUUGUAGCCAGCAGGCUGAAAAUCUCUGUGCAGCUGGAUGUGUCCUUUUCUUGGAGCUCAAUGGGUUGCUGCAGAGAUGCCUUUAUCAGCAGGCAAAAGUCAGGGAGAUCCUUUACUAUGGACUACUAAAGCUUGUUUUGGUGGAUCCUUUAUCUGUUGGGGCUGUUCUUGAUUUUCUAUUGCCUCAUUUCUUUCAGUUUUACAAAGAGGAUGCUGUGGUUCAGCUGAGUGUCAGUCAAUGUGUUAAAUCUGAGAGUGGGAAAAUUUAUAUUGAAGAGCCACUGGAUUGCCUUCUUUCUUGCAUUUCUUGGAUUCUUCUUCUUCAGCAGCAUGGAAAAACUGACAAUUCUUCAGAUUCAUGGACUUCCUUUGGCUUCUCUCUAACACAAGAGAACGAGCAGGCUGGAAGAACAUGGUCUGCUGAGUCAUUAUCCAAUUCAUUAUCAAAGAUCCGAAAGUUUCUGAGAAAGGGAGACUUGGAAGGCUUACUGGGUAAAAGUAUGGAUGCUGGGUCUGCACCUCCAGGAGAAGAAAAACACAGAUGCUAUUCUUUGAUUUGGUCUGGGAUCAUUGAAGUAAUGCUGAAUAUCAUUAUCACUGAGUUUGGAAAAGCAACUGAUGCAAAAAAGAUAGAUUUGGAGAAAGAAUUGUUUGAGUUUGUUAGCAUUCAUGAGUGGUUGGGGGAAAAUGUGAAUAUUGCUAAGCAGAGUGGUGGUGUGAAAAGAGGCUCCCAACGCCUUACUGCGAAUGAUGCCUCCGAAAGGAUUGAUUUAAGUAGCACUAUAUUGUCUGAGGAAAGAAUUCCUUUAUUGGCAACCUCAGCCAUAUGUCAGCUAUUGCAUACUGCACAAGAAUCAUGGAAGUCUGUUGGCAUUGACAGCAAUUUGGCCUCCCAGGACCGUAGCCAGUUAUCCUCUGGAAAGGCUUCAGCUCCAUGUGCCAACAUUUUUCCUUUUGUGUUAGAUAUUUGUUGGCGCCAGUUGAAAUCUUACAGUUGUAUGGCAAAAGAGAAUCCACUAAAGGUGUUGAUCUACGGUGAUAUCAAACAGUUGGGACAGCCACUGCUAAAGAUGGUUUGGUUUCUCUUGUCAGCAUCAAAAUCUAACAAAGUUAACAAGAAGGAUGCCAGUGGUAGAAAAGAUACUGAUUACAAGAAGGAACAUAUCUACUCUUUACUAGUGUGCUUGAAAGAAUUGAUAAAAAUAAAUCUGUGUGGCCCUGGAUAUUUGGAUUUAAUGGAUGAUCUGGUGUCCAUCUCUGAAGCAAGAAGUGAUGGAUCAGAUAAUGAGUAUGAACAGGCUAAUGGGCUCCUUGAUCACAACAUGAGGAGUGAUGAGGUAUUCAUUAGAAAGAGUAUAUGGGUCUUGCUAAAUGAGCUACUUGCACAUUCUUUGUUCCGGGAAGUUGAGGUAGUGUCAGAUAUAGUAAGUUUAAUUGGCAGUAAAUUGGGUGAAGAAGGGAGGGAUGUUGUUGGCAAUUUGGCAAGGUGCAUCUGUAAAACCAGAAAUGUAACAAAUCCCAAGGUUGCCAAAAGUGUUAUCAACCUUGCUUUGUCUUUAAGCUCACCACCGAAUGACUUGAUUAUUGCCCAAGACAUGGCUGCAGAGGUGUUAAAAGUUGUAGGGAAAGAGGAUUGUGAUCCAGAAGAGACAUCAGACACUUAUUCUAUUAUAAACAAAUCUACUAGUGCUGCUAUUGCUUCAACAAUACUGCAAUUUCUUGAAUCAAGUAUUGGCGACAUUGAAUGGAUGAGCAGCAUGAAGUUGAAGGCAAGCUCUUGUUCAUAUCACAAAGGCCCUAGUUGUAGUCAUCAACGUUGUGAAAAGGCUUCAGAAUUGGUUAUGGAAGAAAGUCUAUAUUCAAGAGCAGAAGGUGUUGUAAAGGUGGCAUCCUUUUUUGUAUUGAUGAACCUCAAGGAUCCCCAGGCAGAACAGUUGUUGAGAUUGGCAGCAAGGUUUUACAAGAAUUUAGCUCGAAUAUCAAAGCUCCAAGUUGCAUCGAAAGGCUGCAAGCAACUCUUACCCAGCCUCAAGUACCAGAAGCUGGUAGAAGCAACUUGCAGGCAGCUAACAGCUCCUCUAUACAAUUUUGUAGCAAAUAUGCAAAAGAAACAACAAGAGGGUGCGGGGGGUAGAGGAAUGGUGAACAAGAUAAAAAGGGAAAACAGAUGCAUCCCGGAGUUGAUCUAUCAGAUAGAAGAUUACGAAAAAUACCUUAUCCAGCUUAGCAAGGCAAGCAAAUUGAAUUUGCUGAGGCAUGCAAAGCGUAGCACUUGCAGGGAUUUCAAAAUACUACUGGAGCCUGCUGCAGAUAGUAGUAAUGAUAAUAAUGCUGCAGUUGUUGGUGAGAAGAGGGAAUCAUCAUCCGUUGAAGAAAAUGAAGAUGAUGAAGAAGCUGCGGAGGAGGAAGAAGAGGAGGAGGAAGAAGCUGCUCUUUACAAGGCCAAGAGAUCCAAAACCAGGAUAGUGGAGGACUCAGAUGAAGAUGCAGAUGCAGCAGCAUAGGCUAGGAAUACUAAUAAUCUAUACUAUAUAUAAAAGUAUUAUCCUCCUCCAGAAUUUUCCCGCCCA